This is a messenger RNA of Phymastichus coffea, 803 nucleotides long. RefSeq names its product nucleoside diphosphate kinase (gene awd). The transcript is spliced from 3 exons. The coding region runs from base 143 to 613 and encodes 156 amino acids. Gene Ontology annotation, biological process: GTP biosynthetic process; CTP biosynthetic process; UTP biosynthetic process. Lineage: Eukaryota; Metazoa; Arthropoda; Insecta; Hymenoptera; Eulophidae. The record is from RefSeq and is a predicted model, not a curated record. Gene Ontology annotation, molecular function: nucleoside diphosphate kinase activity.
AGAACGAGAACCUGCGGCAGGCGGCUCAACAUCUCUUGCGGCUCCUUACUUUCCACUUCUCUCUUCUCGCAUUUCACCGGCGUCAGACACUCCUCGUAUAACGUCUUCCUUGUAGAAAUUUCGUUCAACAAAACCUGACAAGAUGACCGACAACAAAGAGCGUACGUUUAUCAUGGUCAAACCCGAUGGUGUCCAACGUGGCCUCGUCGGCAAGAUCAUUCAGAGAUUCGAAGACAAGGGCUUCAAGCUCGUCGCCAUGAAGAUGGUUUGGCCUACCGAGCAGCUCCUGAAGGAUCACUAUGCUGAUCUUGCUGCCAGGCCUUUCUUCCCUGGUCUUGUCAAGUACAUGAGCUCUGGACCAGUUGUACCUAUGGUCUGGGAAGGUCUCAACGCUGUUAAGACUGGACGUGUGAUGCUUGGUGAAACAAACCCUAAGGACUCUGCUCCAGGUACCAUCCGUGGUGACUUUUGUAUUCAGGUUGGCCGUAACAUCAUCCAUGGAUCUGACUCAGUGGAAUCAGCUAAGAAGGAAAUCAAAUUAUGGUUUGGCGAAGAGAAGCAGAAAGAAGUCAUUGACUGGGCUUCAUGGGCUGAGAAAUGGAUCUAUGAAUAGAUAAAUCAAUUUGAUAAAAGAAAAACUUCAUUCCACUAAAUUUCUACAAUCUGUUCAAGAUAGGUGUAGACUUGUUAUGCAAUAAUAUGCUCCAGAGUUCAUAAUUUUUGAAAAAAUUCUGCCAAUUUUAUGGCUAGCCAUAAUUGUACAUACCGAAGCUGCCUGAAUAAUAAAUUAUUAUUCAAUCUGA